GCAAGAACUAAGAAAUGCUGAAACACGACAGUGUUGAAACUCAGUAUUGAGUGCUGUAAUUCCAAGCUGGGUACUACGCAAGAGAGAAACCGAGGUUAAAGAAAUUUCUUGUCAACGCUUGUUUUGAUCUCUACUCAACUGCUCAACGCAACUUGUUUGGUUUAAAGAUCAUCCGGGAGCCUGAGAGAGGGCAAAUGGCGACAAUGAAUGAACAUUUAGGAUGGAAUGAACCUCAGGUUUCUCCUUCAAAUCAACAUGUAGAUCGCCUAAAAUUAUUAUAUCCAAUGGUAGAUGAAAAUGAAACCCCUCUUCCUAGAUCGUGGAGUCCUAAAGAUAAAUUUACUUAUAUUGGUUUGUCUCAAAAUAACUUAAGGGUACAUUACAAAGGAUCUGGAAAGAACCAUAAGGAUGCUGCUAGUGUCCGGGCAACUCAUCCAAUUCCAGCUGCUUGUGGAUUAUAUUAUUUUGAAGUAAAGAUUGUUAGUAAGGGCCGUGAUGGGUAUAUGGGUGUAGGUCUUUCUGCUCAAGGAGUGAAUAUGAAUCGAUUACCAGGUUGGGACAAACAUUCAUAUGGCUAUCAUGGAGACGAUGGGCAUAGUUUUUGUUCUAGUGGUACAGGUCAACCAUAUGGUCCAACAUUUACAACUGGUGAUGUCAUUGGUUGUGGUGUUAAUCUCAUAGAUAAUACUUGUUUUUAUACAAAAAAUGGGCAUCAUCUUGGAGUUGCUUUUUCUGAUCUCCCACCUAAUCUAUAUCCCACUGUUGGCUUGCAAACUCCUGGAGAAGUAGUUGAUGCAAAUUUCGGACAGUCUCCAUUUGUAUUUGAUAUUGAAGAUAUGAUGAAGGAACUAAAAAGACGCACAAGACUCAUAAUUGAAAGAUUUCCUGUGAAUGAUAAGCAGGUUGAGUGGCAGACUACAUUACAUAGGAUUGUUCAAACAUAUCUGGUCCAUCAUGGUUAUUGUUCAUCUGCUGAAGCAUUUGCUCAAAGCACAGGACAAAGUUUUUCAGAAGAUAUACAAUCAAUCAAAAAUAGGCAACAAAUCCAAAAGCUUGUUUUAGCAGGGCGAAUGGGUGAAGCUAUUCAAACUACACAAACUUUAUAUCCUAAUUUGCUGGAACAAAAUCCUAACUUGUUAUUUAUGCUGAAAUGUCGACAGUUCAUAGAAAUGUUGAAUGGAACUGAUAGUGAAGUCCGUCCUAUGAAGAGUCCACGAUCACAAAGUAAUUCACCAAGUAUGAGUCCUAAUUACUCCAAUAUGUAUCAAUAUAGGUCAACUGUUAAUUUAUCUUCUUGUAGUUCUCCAAUGGUGUCUGGCUGUUCCCCAAGUAAAAAUCAUAGUCCUCAUGCUGCAUCAACAUCCCCAUUCAUUUCGCCAAAAUCUACUUCUCUCUCAGUGACUAUCGAAAACAAUAAUGUAAAUAAUAAUCUGACUGUGACCUUAUCUUCCAUUGAGGAACUCAAUACUACAAAUCGUGUGAUGAAUGGUGAGAUGUUAAAUGGCAAUUCAGAUGUUGCAGUGCCCACGAACUUAAUUCACAGUGAUGAUAUAGAAAUGGAAAAUUUAGAUACUGUAAAUGACAAUGCAGAAGGUGCUAGGACUAUGCCUUAUGCAGCAAAUGGAAGUGUGAUCACAUCUACGUAUCAAAACGGAGAUGAUAUAGAAAGUGCCCAUGAUAAAGUUGGAAAUGAAAUGGAUAUCGAUACACCAUCUAAUAAAAAACAAGUUUGUGGUGGCAGUCAAGCAGCAAUAGAAAGAAUGUUGCAGUUUGGAAGAGAACUUCAUGCAAUGAGUGUUGCUUUAAAGAGGGAAUAUGGUUCCAAUAAGGCCAAUAAGAAAAUGUUGCAGGAUGCUUUCAGUCUUCUAGCCUAUGCAGAUCCUUGGAUAAGCCCUGUUGGUUUUCAGUUAGAUCCAGUACAAAGAGAGCCUGUGUGUUCAGCACUCAACAGUGCAAUUUUGGAGUCUCAAAGUUUACCUCGUCAACCACCGUUGGAAGUUGCUAUGGCACACACUCAAGAACUUGUGAGAUUGAUGUCUAAAGCAGGACUGGGUUCAUGUGCAUUUACUAAUCUUGAUAAUCUCCUCCAGUGACUGAUGCUUGGAUUAGAUAACCACCUGAAGUUGGGAAUGAAAGGAAUAGAGAGCAAAUGUUUGGUCAUAGCCUUUUCCAGGCUAUUUUAAACAGAGGACUGUUUUCCUUUGAUUGCACCUGUACUUCAUUUGAAUCUAAUAUUUCUACUCUCAUCUUGGCAACAAGUUUGUAGAGCAAUGUUAUAGCAGCAUUGCUGAUAAUAGCUGUGGUGAUUGAAUACUUUAAGCAGGAUUGGCACAGCCUUGAAUGUCUCAAACCUCAAGAUAGUAUGUAUAAUUAUCUUGAAUUUUGUUGACUGCAGAAAGCUUAAAUGUAUGCUGACACUGGCGUGUAUAUAACUAAGCUAUAUUUUGAGAUGGAUUAUCACACCCAUACUGUUUAAUAGAGUUAUAUGUUUUGCUUUUUGACAUUAUGCAAUUUAAGGAUUCUAUAUAGGCUGUUGUAUCCUGGUUUCAAUAGGAAUGUUUAAAGUUCUUGCAUGUCUUUUAGUUUACGAUACUGUAUGAUUAACAUUACAUUUGAGUCAUUUUACUUUUAUCUUUAUGCAAAUGAUUAUCAACGUUAUAUGAUUUGCGAAGUGAAAUUUUUUUAUAUUUCUUUUUACACUUCUCAGAGAAGAUGCUAAUAGAAAGUUAUUUAAUAAAUUGUAAUGUAAAAAAAAAAAGAAAAAAAUCAUUAAAACUUGAAGGGAUU
Molecule: messenger RNA, 2787 nt
Organism: Argiope bruennichi
Lineage: Eukaryota; Metazoa; Arthropoda; Arachnida; Araneae; Araneidae
Gene: RanBPM
Product: ran-binding protein 9-like
Exons: 11
Coding region: 195-2093 (632 amino acids)
Biological process (GO): cell surface receptor signaling pathway; cytoskeleton organization
Cellular component (GO): cytoplasm
Molecular function (GO): protein binding
Source: RefSeq, a predicted model, not a curated record